Messenger RNA from Toxorhynchites rutilus septentrionalis, 7587 nucleotides. RefSeq names its product UDP-glucosyltransferase 2-like. Gene Ontology annotation, molecular function: UDP-glycosyltransferase activity. The coding region runs from base 58 to 1611 and encodes 517 amino acids. The record is from RefSeq and is a predicted model, not a curated record. NCBI's taxonomy places the organism in Eukaryota, Metazoa, Arthropoda, Insecta, Diptera, Culicidae. The transcript is spliced from 3 exons.
CUAUUUCUGUUUGGCCGCGUUAGUUUCAUUUGGGUUGUCGUUUGAGUAACUGGUACGAUGAAAGUCGUACUGGCAUUAAUGCUUGUGUUCAGCGGUGUUAUCCAGGCUGCAAAUAUUUUGUACAUUGACGGUGUUCCAUCUCCAAGUCACUUCAUCUGGCAUCGAGCGCUCAUCUAUGGACUGGCAGGAAAAGGCCACAACGUGACAGCAGUUAGUGUGGAUACGGAGGAAAAUGCGCCCUCAAAUGUAACGUUCAUAAAAGUAGAGGGCGUGUAUGAGAAAUUUUUCGACAGUCACGAUGAUGCAUUGGACUUUUUUGCCAUGAUAGAACUCAACACAUUUUCGAUGAUGAACAUAUUUAAUGACUACAUCUUGAGGAGUUGUAUGUAUUCAUUGGAAUCUGAAGGGUUGAAGCAGAUUUUAAACUAUCCGGCUGGUUUCAAAUUUGAUCUGAUUAUCAGUGAUUAUCUGCAAGGGCCAUGUAUUUCCGCACUGACGCAACACAAGUUUGGGAGACCUCCCUAUAUACCGGCAACCGGUUUCCACGGUUUCACGACCGCUACUCCCAUGUCGGGUACCUAUUCUUUUUCAGGGAUGGUUCCCAACCAUGAAUACGAUGUUACCGAGCACAUGAACUUUCGCCAACGUUUUAUGAAUUUUCUGUAUAACCAUUGGGAGGAACUGUCGAAAAGUUAUAUUAUGAUUCCAGCGAUAGAUAAAUUGGUGCGCAAAAUAAUGCCCGAUAUUCCUUACGUUGGAGAGCUUGACAAAGACGCCCGUGUCAUUCUACUUAACUCAAAUCCAGUUAUUCAAUAUUCGGAACCAUCGAUGCCAAACGUCAUAUCGGUGGGUGGAAUGCAAAUAAUCAAAACGAAGAAGCUUCCCGAGGAUCUGAGCACAAUUCUGGAUAAGGCCAAACCAGGUGCGAUUUUAUUCUCGCUGGGAACAAACGUCCGCAGCGAUCUGCUGGGAAAGGAACGAAUCAUUGAAAUAAUGAACGCCAUGAGGCAAUUGCCGCAGUAUCAAUUCUUGUGGAAAUUCGAAUCGGAUGGUCUGCCGAUUGAGGUACCGAAAAACGUGUACAUUCGGAAAUGGAUGCCGCAGAACGAUUUACUCGCCCAUCCCAAUUUGAAACUCUUCAUAACACACAGCGGCUUACUGAGCACUCAAGAAGCAAUUUGGCAUGGCGUGCCGAUCAUCGGAUUUCCGGUGUUCGCAGAUCAGAAUCGUAACAUAAACUAUUGCACCCAGAUGGGUGUAGGAAAGCGUCUCUCUAUUAAAGAUGUGAAAAGCAAAGAUUUAGUAGAUGCUGUUCAGGAAAUUAUGACAGAGAAAAGGUACCAAAAAAAUAUGGCUGAUCUGUCGGGCAUGUUCCGUGAUCAGAAAGAGCAUCCUCUGGAUCGGGCUAUUUGGUGGGUGGAGUGGGUGUUACGUCAUCCCAACAGUACAAUUCUGCAAUCCAAUGGUGUCAAUAUUAACUGGAUAGUUAAAUACUCGUUUGAUGUGAUCGUGCCGCUGGUGUUGUUAGGAGUGUUGGUAUUUUCAAUGAUACUCAAAUCUGUGAAGUGUGUGUUGGUAAUGAAAACAUCGUCGAAAGUCAAGCAUGAAUGAACAACGCAUGAUUCGCUCAGAGCAGGUGAUAAUUGAAAUUAAUUGUUUUUAAUUGCGAUGACACGAAGAGAACUGUUUCGUGGGCAUUUCGGUAGUACUGGUGCAGAUUCGUUAAAAAAAUGGUAAACGGUUAUGUUAAAGUUGCCAUAAAACUGAUUUCAUUGAUGUUUUUUAAAAAAUUGAUACCUUUUUUCGAUUUUUCGAGGAAACAUCUAUAGACUCAUCAAAGCGUCCCGUGUCGGCGAUUUGAUUUACUACAAUCAUGUAUUUUCACAAGGAAAUCACAAUAUUAAAAAAAAAAAAAUCGCGUGUGUAAUGCACAAUAAAUCAACUGUAUCGUCCUCUUCUCACUCCCUUCUAGGAACAUCAAAUUCUAAAUUUCUUUUCCUGUUAUUUCCGCUACAGUUAUACAGUGUGAAUUAUUCUGAGCAAUUAUACCAAAUCUAUAGCAUAGUUUGGUUCUGGUUUCUUGCGCUUGUGAUUUUCAACUCACAGUUAGUUUUCGAUGAUGGUGAUGGUACACCUCAGAUUCCUACAAAGGAUUGGACAGGACGAUUCCUCACAUACACCCAAAUUAGCGUUGUCAGAAAGCAUUCCAUUUUCGGCAGAAACCAUGCCUUUUCGUGUCUUGUACCUAUAGACUGUUGUUCUCGAAGGAGCAGAAGUGGAAUGAACUUUCAACAACUACUGCAUUGUUUGUUCAGGAGUUUGUCCCAUCAAUAAACCAUGUUCGACCAAAAUACGAUAUUCGACAGAUUUCGCUCCAACUCGUCUAUAGGAUUGGCAUAACUCUCUCAGAACUUAAUGAAUCUUUCUGGGCGUGAAUACCCUACCUAAUUAAGCAACUUGGUAUACUUAGUUUUCCCAAAAUUCAUCAAGACUAACAUAUGGAAAGGGCCAAAUAUUUUUGACCAUUUUUUUAUAUUAAGCUGUCAAAAAAGUCCUGCGGUUUUUUUUUUAAAUUUUCAUUUGUUCAUAAAAUUAGUUACAAUCAUCUGUUUUAAGUCAAAUAUGCGCCGUUUUGUUCGAUGACUUGUUCCCAACGAGCUGCUAACUUCAUAAUACCCCUGUUAUAGAAGCUCGCUUCCUUAUUGGCAAAAAACUCGGAUAGCCAAUUUUCACUUUUGACUACCUAGCUCGUUCGCCAUGGACAAAAACAGGUGGUAGUCACUUGGUGCAAGGUCCGGACUAUACGGCGGAUGCAAAAGAACCUCCCAUCCGAGCUCCCGGAGCUUCUGGCGCGUCACCAAAGAAGUGUGUGGCCUGGCGUUGUCCUGAUGGAAGACAAUGCGGCCUCUGUUUAUCAAAGAUGGCCUCUUCUUCAUGAGUGCUACCUUCAAGCGGUCCAGUUGUUGGCAGUACAGGUCCGAAUUGCUCAUAAUAGAUUAUUCCUUGACAAUCCCACCAAACACACAGCAGAACCUUCCUGGCCGUUAAUGAGGACUUGGCCACCGUCUGAGCCGCUUCAGCGGGCUUCGACCACGACCGUUUGCGCUUCACGUUGUCGUAAGUGACCCACUUUUCAUCGUCAGUUACCAUCCGCUUCAGAAACGGGUCGAUUUUGUUGCGAUUCAGCAGCGAUUCACAUGCGUCGAUACGGUCAAAGAUGUUUUUUUUGCGUCAACGUGUGUGGCACCCAUACAUCGAGCUUCUUUGUGAAUCCAAGCUUCUUCAAAUGGUUAAUAACGGUUUGAUGACUUAUCUCCAGCUCUUGGCCGAUGCUACGGCUGCUACUAUGCCGGUUUUUCUCGGCUAAUUCAGCAAUUUUGUCGCAAUUUUCGACGACAGGCCUUCCGGAGCGUGGCGCAUCUUCGACGACCUCUACACCAGAACGAAAACGUUGAAACCAUCGUUAUACGGUGGAAAUGGAAACUGUAUCAGGUCCAUAAACUGCACAAAUUUUAUUGGCAGCUUGAGAUGCAUUUUUGCCUUUUUUUUAUCCCUUUUGUUUAUUUUAGGCUAAUUAGCAUUUUAGCUGUAACAGAGCCGAAUUUCAAUCGUGUACAUGUCACAUGUUUAUCAUAUCUAUAAUUAGCACAUUACACAGUUGCCAUGUUUUCGGCAUUAGAGUAUUCCCUUCUAUACCAUUGCAUAUGGUACACAUUUACACAGUUGCCAUAUAGGCGUAAGAGUUUUCGUUCUGUUCUUCCAUUAUCCAGUUAGACCGGACAGCGGAGACAGUUGAUUGAUCAUUGUUGAGUUAUUUAUAGGACAGCAGCCCGAUGUUUCUUGCAGAGCAGAGCAGUUGUAUGGAUGAAUCGAUCUUAUUUCGACCGUGGAUCGAUCUCCAUCGCUGAGGAUUGUUGCGUGGACGUAGUUAUUCUGUAACAACACAAAGAUGGUCAAUGAGGGCCCAGAGUUUUGAACUCACGAUCGAUCGCUUACUAAGCGAACGCGCAACCAAUGUGGCAACGGAGACCCCCAUUUUUGCCUUUGUCAUAGUAGUACUGUAAAAUAUGUCGGAUUUUCUCUUUAUUUUGCUCCAUAUUUGCGACACUAUAACUCACGAACGACUUAACCAAACAAAACACUGUCAAGGACUAUAUUAUAGCGCAGGUAUUAAAAAUACCUUUCCAACAAGCUAUAGUAUGACUCGAUACAAUGAAUACAACUAGAACUACGCGCUUACAACGACACCUCGCGGAAAUACCGCAGGACUUUUUUGACAGCCUAAUAUUUUUUUUUACUCGAAAAUGGUAAGUCCUACAAAAAAGUAAUCUAUGGAAGAGUUUUAGGAAAACAAUUGAAUUUUCAGAAAAGAAUACUGAAAAAAUAUUUUUUGAAAUCAUACACUGAAAAAAUCGAUUUCAAGAACUAAAAGUCGAUUUUAUCAAAAUGGUCAUCUCAGAGUUCGAUGAAAUGGUAGAUAAAUACGUGCCCAACAACUCUCCCAUACAUUGUUGCACAACGAUUUUGUAUCUGUAACUUUGUAGCUGAGCUUCGUAAUGGUAAGAGAGAGCUUGUCCAGAAGCGCCUUUUGAUGAUGUCUCUCAAAGAGGCGUUCAUGAUUUUUCAAGAAACUUGCAACAUAAAUGUUGGGUUCACACUGUUUACGCAGUUGAGGCCAAAGCACUGUAUAUUACAUGAUAGUACAGGAACCCACAAUGUUUGUGUAUGUAUCAUUCAUGAAAUAGUAAAACUAAUGGAUAACAGCUUGAGAACGAUUUCGCAUACACAAGUCAUGGAAAAAAGGCUAUGUAGUAUUACAUUUUUUAAUAUGUAUUUAGAGUGUGGUAUCUCUCGUACCAGUCUCCCUUAUGUAAGGGAAUAUUACAAAAUUUACAUACGAAACAUGUUCGAUUUCUUAUCUUUUUCGAUGCACAUACUCUACAUUGUUUUUGGGUUUUUUUUUGCAUUUUGCAUCUCUAUUCAUAUCAGUUUGUGCUUCUUCAUGCAUGAUAAUCUUUCUGGAUGAUCUGGUUUUGGUGCUCUUCUUGUAGGCUCUGAAGUUUUUUGGUGGUUAUUUGAGUCUGUUUCGUCACUUUGAGAAUCAGUUGAUGAUACAUCAGAUAUCAACGAAAGUGCCACUUGGUGUAAGAAUUUCAUGUAUGUCAUUUUCUUUCCGUUCAAUGUUGUGUACGUUUUAAAUGAAUUAAAAAGCGCACAAUUGAUUAAAAACAUUACAACUCGUUUGGUCCACUUCUUAGUUUUUCUAAAAAUGGAGUAAUACGACAGAUAUUGAUCUGCGCGAUCUACGCCCUUCAUAUACUUGUUGUAACUAAUUAUCGACUCAGACUUUUGAAUUGAUAUAUGCGAUUUUCUAUUUACACUUCCAGAUUCCAUUAUUCGCGCCGAAUGUAUCGUCGAUAUCAUGUUUACAUUUCGUUUACCGUUAUUCCAUAUUUGUAAUAGAAUAUCGUUUUUUCUACGAAAUGUGGUUUGACCAUUUGAAAUGGUUAUGUUUUGAAGACAUUGUGGAAGACCUUUAUUUUUCCGAAUGGUCCCACAUACCCGUACUUUGUUUUGCAGGAGUACUUCAGCUAUAUGGACACUGUUAUAAUAAUUGUCCUGAUAAACUUGAUGCCAAAGAUUUUUAUACAGAUCAAUAACUUCUAGAAUAGUGUUUUCUAGUUUCAUUCCUUGGCCAGCAUACACUUGAAAAUUACAAAUGUAUCCUAUGUGUGCUUCACAGACUGCUCUCACAAGUAUGCCGUACUUUACAAUUUUCGCAGGAUUGUAGGUUCGGAAUGAUAGUCUUCCUCGCCACGUAAUAAUACAUUCAUCUAAUGAUAAUUGUUGAUAAGGUUUAUAUACAUCAACAAACCUUUUCUUUAAAUAAAUUAUAACUGGCUGAACUUUUACAAGUCUGAUUGAAUUUGUGGAUACAUCUUCAUUAUUACAAAAGUGCCAGCUCUGCCAUAUCUGCAUAAAUCUAUUUCUGCCCAUUACUUUUGCAAAAAACGGAGUUUCGAUGCUUUGAUCAGUCGACCAAAAUCAUGAAGUCUAUCUUUUUUUACUUGGCCCAUUAGAACAAUUAGACCUAAAAAUCGUUUCAUUUCUGGAAACGUAAUAUCCACCCAUUUUUUCGUCUUUGAGAUAUUUUUAUAUUUAUUGAUUACUUGAUAGUGAUAUCUAUUCGAUUCUGUAACCAAAUAUUCUAAAAGGUCAUCUCCAAUAAAUAAAUUGACAAUGUCCCUUACACUUGCUUCAGAUUUUGGUAGAAUUGUUAUGCCUGGGUUGCCUUCGAAAGGUUCCAAAAUAAUUGAUUUGUUAUUGUUGACCAUGUAUCAUUAUCUUCUGAAUCGCUAUAUUGCAGUGGCAAUAAUUUUCGCGGCUUCCGAGUAUUGAUAAAAGAAUCACUGCUAUUAUCAUCAUCAUUAUCACUGCUAUCACCAUCACUUUCGCUUUCUGAAUAACUGCUAUAGUCUGACAAAGCAUCUAAGCAAAACUCUUCAUCUGCACUUUUUUUUAUCCAUUAGAAACGGUAAAAAGCUAUUAUAAUUGAUAAAAAAUUGGAGAGGUCAGUACAAAGCUGCAAAUAAUUAAUGAUGUUGGCGCUGCGAAGUUAUAAACAGAGCAACCCACUGACAAAAACCGUCGAUAACCAAAAGCCGAUUAAUAGGCUACCGGUCAAUAAGCGCUGGUAAUCGAAAAGCCGAUAAAUAGGCUGAUGUCACAUUAGGCGGAUUCGCCACCGCGGAUAUCGCGACGGUUAUUUUUCUCGAUAUGAAUUCGCUUCUAAAUCCGCCCCGCUCUGUGUGACAUGGCUCAUUCACAAUACACUGUAGAUCAUCCGCUGCGGUUUUACUCGCGGAAUCCGCGGCGGCGAAUCCGCCUAAUGUGACAUCAGCCAUAGGCUACCGGUCGAUAAAGUGUUAAACAGAUAAAAAAUCAUUUUUCAACAAUGGCUGACCACAGACCGUUGUAAUUUGGAAACGAUUUUAAAACCAAUCGAUGAAUUUGUGCCGUAUUUCGUUGAUAAACUCAUAGAGCAUGACUUUAAUCACAAACAGCAGUCUGCUUUUUCGCGAAAUAAGUAUCUUUGACGCAAGGAGAAAUACUAAUAAUUCGUGAUUUUCAGAGAAUUAUUCAUUCAUAAUUCAAAAUGCGGCACAGGGAUAUCACUGGAAUAACUUGCAAGCAACUAUUCACCCAUUUGAAGUAUACUACAAAAAGAUGGUAAACUAGAAAACGUAAGCUUUAUAAUUAUUUCAGAAGUUUUAACACACGACACUUGUUUAUAGGUAAAAUAAGUAAAAAAUAACAUUUUAAGUUAUACGAUUUCUGUAUGAUUAAAUAUAAUAAUAAUAAUACAGAUAAUGUACUAAAAGCUUGAAAAUAAUUAAACAAGUAGCAGUUAGCAUUUAUCAUACCCCUUCUUUCAUUAAUCAAGAACAUUGAUGAUACUAAAAUAAAAUCGCGGGGCAUAUGAUGAAACCAUUAAAUGCGUGUAAUGGAAAUCCAACGUACUCCACGAUUUAAGUACAUUAUUUGUAUCAUUAGCAUAUUUCUCUAUAAUAAAACCGUUCAACCCUU